AUGGCUCAAGAUACUUACCUUGGUUGGAUAGUAUCAGGAGAAGUCGAGGAUGAAGGGCAGUCGCAUCAUAAGUUAACUAUUAGCAUGCAUGCAAAGGUCGAAACAGAUCAAAUCCUAAAAAAAUUUUGGGAGUUAGAGGCAGAGCCAACAAACUCUGAAUCAUCAAUACUUAGUCCUGAAGAACAAGCAUGCGAAGAUUACUUCGCUGCCACAACGCGCAGGGAUAAAAAUGGACGCUACAUUGUAAAGCUGCCAUUUCGGUCAAGCAAGACUCCCUGUAACACAAAGGAAAUAGCAUUAAAAAGGUUGUAUAGUCUUGAACGGAAGCUAUCUAAAAAUAGUGAGCUUAAAUCCCAAUACACAUCAGUAAUUAAUGAUUAUUUAUCACAAGGUCAUAUGGAAGAAAUUACCAAUGAAAUAGAAAAGAAUAAAAUUGGCGCUGUUUACUUACCGCAUCAUGGUGUAAUCCGCGAAAAUAAGUCGACCACAAAAUUAAGGGUGGUAUUUGACGCGUCAGCUAAAGGAUCCGAUGGUGUUUCUUUGAACGACACUUUAAUGGUUGGACCACCCUUACAAGCUGACUUACGCCAUACUGUUAUGCGAUGGCGACUACACCCUAUAUGUCUAGUAGCCGAUAUAAUAAAAAUGUAUCGGCAAGUGAAGGUGGCUGGUGAUCACGUAGACUAUCAAAGGAUUUUAUGGCGAGAAGACGUUCAUUCUAACGUAAAGGAAUAUAGGCUUUUGAGAGUUACAUUUGGAAUAUCUAGCGCACCUUACCUGGCAGUGAAGGCAUUGCAGCAAACUGCUUGCGAUGAAGGCGAAUCAUAUCCAUAUGCUGCUAGUAGAAUCAUGACAGACUUUUAUAUGGAUGAUCUCAUGACGGGUUGCCAGACUGAAGAAGAAGCUGUAAAAAUCUAUCACGAGUUUAAUGAGCUUUUAAAUAAAACCGGUUUUACUUUACAGAAAUGGACAAGUAACCGAGAAGAACUACUUAAACAAAUAGAACUAGAUACUGGAAGAAAUCUAGAAAUAAAGGAAGAUGAAACUACAAGAAUUUUAGGACUUACCUGGAACCGUAAUUCUGAUGAAUUCCAUUACACUGUAAACUUACCUUUUUCAACACCGUCGUCAUCGGCAUCUGAAACUAAAAGAAGUGUCAUAUCAGAGAUAUCACGUUUAUAUGACCCAUUAGGUUGGAUCGCACCAUGUAUAAUUACCGCAAAGAUCUUCAUCCAAAAACUGUGGAUCAGUGGUUUAGAUUGGGAUGACGAACUAUCUGCAGAGCUUCUAGCUGAAUGGCAGUUUUACCGUUGCGAGUUACAAAAACUCAAUGAAUUUAGGAUUCCGAGAUGGCUGCAAAGAAAAAACAAUGAUCAAUCGGUAGAAUUACAUGGUUUUUCUGAUGCAUCAAGUGUGGCGUACGCCGCGGUUGUUUACAUGAGAGUUAUCGAUAGUGAAGGCCAAAUAAACUGCAAUCUGGUAACUGCAAAAACAAAGGUGGCUCCCAUAAAACAAGUUUCAAUACCAAGACUGGAGCUAUGUGGAGCAGUUUUAGUUACCAAAUUACUGUUAGAAGUAGCUCGAGUUUUGAAUGUUCGAAAAUCAGACUUACAUGCAUGGACGGAUUCAACAGUCGUGCUAGCAUGGUUGAGCGAUCAUCCGAGUCGGUGGAAAACCUUCGUUGCAAAUCGGACAUCUGAAAUCCUUACUGCCCUCGACUCCACUCAAUGGCAUUAUGUGGACACAAAAAAUAAUCCCGCAGAUAUUGCUUCGAGGGGAACAACACCCACAUCUCUAUUAAAUGAUUCGCUUUGGAAACACGGACCACCGUGGUUGCUAGCUGACACCAUAGCAUAUUGCAGACCUAAAGCUAUAAUGACCAAACUGGAACAGAGGUCUGUCAAGGUUCAUGCAGCAGAGGUAACCGACAAUUCGAUCGAAUUGAUAUGGUCCAGAUUUUCAUCUUUCCGUAAGUUAACCAGGACGUUAGCCUAUUGCAGACGAUUUUUGAAUUUAAAGGUGGCUAAAGCAUUACGGACACAGUUACCGCCUUACCUAACAGCUUCUGAAAUCGCAGAUACCAUCCAUCGCUGUCUCAUGCUCUGUCAAAUAGUGUGGUUUGAGACAGAAAUAGAGGCAAUACGAGCUGGUAAAAACGUUAGCAAGAACAGCGGUUUGAUUUCUUUGAAUCCUUAUUUGGAUGAUAGGGGCCUCAUGAGAGUGGGAGGAAGAAUCCAAAAUUCUCAGUUAGAUGACAAUAUGAAGCACCCUAUCAUUGUUCCUUAUCAGUCUCAUUUGACGAAACUGCUCAUAUCGGACGCUCAUCAACGCGUACUGCACGGCGGGCCACAAUUGACAUUAAAUUUCCUUCGGUCAAAAUAUUGGAUUGUGCGAGGUAAGCAGUUGAUUAAAGCUCAUAUCCACAACUGUGUACCAUGUAUUCGUCAUGCAGCUGUAACAAGAAAUCAACUGAUGGGGCAGUUGCCGUCAUGCAGGGUGACACCGAGUAAACCUUUUCUUCAUUCGGGCGUCGAUUAUGCGGGUCCAAUUCAUAUGAGAACAGCUAAGGGUCGCGGCCAUAAGUCCUACAAAGGAUAUAUAUGUCUUUUUGUUUGCAUGGCAACUCGUGCUGUGCACAUCGAAGCGGUCUCUGAUUUGACAUCUGAAGGCUUUCUUUCAGCCUUUAAACGUUUUGUCGCCAGACGUGGUCACUGUAGUCAUCUUUACAGUGACAACGGCACCAACUUCGUUGGAGCUUCAAAGGAGCUUAAGGCAAUGUUUCACAAUGAAUGUGCUUCUCUUCCUCGAGAAAUAGCGGCUUUAUUGGCCAACAAUGGAACAGAAUGGCAUUUCAUCCCGCCUCACUCUCCUAACUUCGGAGGUCUGUGGGAAGCUGGGAUAAAAAGUACAAAACAUCACCUUAGACGAGUUAUUGGUGAUUCUACUUUGACUUUCGAGGAAUUGAGUACAGUUUUGCCACAAAUUGAGGCAUGUCUGAACUCAAGACCUCUGUCACAGAAUAGUGCCAACUCGACAGAUCCAAACCCUUUGACACCAGGACAUUUCUUGGUCGGUCAGCCACUGGUGAUAGCACCAGACUAUAACUAUGAGCAUACGACAGUGAGUAGCUUGAGACGUUGGCAAUUGACACAAAGAAUGAUUCAGGCUUUUUGGAAACGUUGGUCUCAGGAGUAUUUAACUAUGUUCUUUCAACGACAUAAGUGGGCUAAACGUAUCCGCGAUCCAAAGGUUGGGGAUUUUGUGUUGGUAAAAGAAGACAAUUUACCCCCUGCCAAAUGGUUAUAUGGGAGGGUAAUUGAAGUACAUCCUGGUAAGGAUAAUUUAGUUCGCGUAGUUACCCUGCAAUGUAAGGAUUCCCGAGUCAAACGUCCAACUUCGAAAUUGUGUAUCUUGCCUGUUAAUGAUGAAUGA
Messenger RNA from Papilio machaon (common yellow swallowtail), 3432 nucleotides. RefSeq lists its product as uncharacterized. Gene Ontology annotation, molecular function: nucleic acid binding. The coding region runs from base 1 to 3432 and encodes 1143 amino acids. The record is from RefSeq and is a predicted model, not a curated record. Lineage: Eukaryota; Metazoa; Arthropoda; Insecta; Lepidoptera; Papilionidae. The transcript has a single exon. Gene Ontology annotation, biological process: DNA integration.